Oncorhynchus keta (chum salmon) is the source of this 3370-nucleotide messenger RNA. Its product is annotated as voltage-dependent P/Q-type calcium channel subunit alpha-1A-like. The coding region runs from base 9 to 3347 and encodes 1112 amino acids. The transcript is spliced from 26 exons. Gene Ontology annotation, molecular function: high voltage-gated calcium channel activity. Lineage: Eukaryota; Metazoa; Chordata; Actinopteri; Salmoniformes; Salmonidae. The record is from RefSeq and is a predicted model, not a curated record. Gene Ontology annotation, cellular component: neuronal cell body; membrane; voltage-gated calcium channel complex. Gene Ontology annotation, biological process: calcium ion import across plasma membrane; chemical synaptic transmission.
UUGAAUGGAUGAUUUUGGCAACCAUCAUAGCUAACUGUAUCGUCCUGGCUCUGGAACAGCAUUUACCUGAGAAUGACAAAACUCCUCUUUCUGAGAGACUGGAUGAUACAGAGCCCUACUUCAUAGCCAUCUUCUGUUUUGAGUCAGGUAUAAAGAUUCUGGCUCUGGGCUUUGCCCUCCAUAAGGGCUCCUACCUGAGGAAUGGAUGGAACGCUAUGGACUUUGUAGUAGUGCUCACUGGUAUCUUGUCGGCGGUUGGCUCCGAAUUUGACCUGCGGACACUGAGAGCAGUCAGGGUUCUGCGACCACUUAAGUUGGUGUCAGGGAUUCCCAGCCUGCAGGUGGUACUCAAGUCCAUCAUGAAGGCUAUGAUCCCCCUGCUGCAGAUCGGACUGCUUCUCUUUGUGGCCAUUCUGAUGUUCGCCAUCAUCGGCCUUGAGUUCUAUAUGGGAAAGUUCCACACCACCUGUUUCGACAUCGCCACUGAUGAGAUUUAUGAUGAGUUGCCAUGCGGUACAGAGUUACCGUCCAGAUUGUGUCCUAAUGGGACCACGUGUAAAGGCUAUUGGCUGGGGCCCAACUAUGGGAUCACCCAAUUCGACAACAUUCUCUUUGCUGUCCUCACUGUAUUCCAAUGUAUCACCAUGGAGGGUUGGACCGAUAUGUUAUACUAUAGUAAUAAUGUAGAGGGAAGUGCCUGGAACUGGAUGUACUACAUCCCCCUCAUCAUCAUCGGGUCCUUCUUCAUGUUAAAUCUGGUGCUGGGCGUCCUCUCAGGAGAGUUUGCCAAAGAGAGAGAGCGAGUAGAGAACCGUGCAGAGUUCCUCAAAUUGAGACGCCAGCAGCAAAUAGAGAGAGAGCUAAACGGAUAUCUAGAAUGGAUCUGUAAAGCAGAGGAGGUCCUUCUGAAUGAGGAUGGUACCAUUUUUACCGGUACCGUCAAGACCAAGAACAAGAAAGAGCUUCUGAAUCCAGAGGAGGGGGAAGACGGUGGAGCUAAUGGAGACCCGUUUGGCCGAGGUGGUCUACAGGAUGGGUCCAACUACAAUAGGAACGAGCGGCGGAUCCGGUUCUUCAUCCGUAAGAUGGUGAAGACUCAGGCCUUCUACUGGACCGUCCUGAGUCUGGUGGGCCUCAACACCAUGUGUGUGGCGGUGGUACACUAUGAACAGCCUGAGAUCCUCUCCGACUUUCUCUUCUAUGCAGAGUUUAUAUUCCUGGGUCUGUUCAUGUCAGAGAUGUGUAUUAAGAUGUAUGGCUUGGGGACUAGGCCCUACUUCAACUCCUCCUUCAACUGCUUUGACUGUGUUGUGAUCGUGGGCAGUAUAUUUGAGGUGAUAUACGCGGUCAUUAAGCCAGGGACAUCGUUUGGCAUCAGUGUGUUAAGAGCCCUCCGACUGCUCAGGAUCUUCAAAGUCACCAAGUACUGGGCCCCUCUACGUAACUUGGUGGUAUCAUUACUCAACUCUAUGAAGUCCAUCAUCAGUUUGCUCUUCCUCCUCUUCCUCUUCAUUGUCGUCUUUGCCCUUUUGGGCAUGCAGCUCUUCGGUGGACAGUUCAACUUUGAAGGUGGCACACCGGCCACCAACUUUGACACCUUUCCUGCAGCUAUAAUGACAGUAUUUCAGAUCCUGACGGGUGAAGACUGGAACAUGGUGAUGUAUGAUGGGAUCAAGUCUCAGGGAGGAGUAAACAGUGGAAUGGCCUACUCCGUCUUCUUCAUAGUGCUCACACUCUUCGGCAACUACACCCUGCUGAAUGUGUUCUUAGCUAUCGCCGUGGACAAUCUGGCCAAUGCUCAGGAGUUGACCAAGGAUGAGGAGGAGCAAGAAGAGGCAGCUAAUGCCAAGACAACCCUGCAGAAGGCCAAGGAGGUGGCUGAAGUUAGUCCUCUGUCUGCCGCUAACCUCUCCAUCGCUGCAGUGACAGUAAUAAAAACUGAGCGUAUCGAUGCCACAGGGAAUGUGCUUGACUGUAAGGAGCAGCAGAAGAAUAAUAAGGCUGGUGGUAAAUCCGUGUGGGAACAGAGGACCAGUGAGAUAAGGAGACAGAACCUGAUGACCAGCAGAGAGGCCCUGUACAACGAGAUGGACACGGAGGACUGGAAGGUCAGGGGAGAGGGGGAGGGAGAGGUGUCGUACCCCCAUCGUGCUGGGGACAUGAAGACCCACCUGGACCGUCCGCUGGUGGUCAACCCCCAGGACAACCGCAACAACAACACCAACAAGACCCGGCCCGGAGAGCCCCCUCUAGACCCGCAGGACACCCUGGGCCAGCAGAGGGCUGAAGAAUACAUCAGACGCCAGGCCUGCUACCAUCAGAGGAACAGGGGGGGUCAACCAAGGGGAGGUAGUGGCCCAGAGAGAGAGGCCCGUCUGGGGCACGGGGGGAGCAGAUUGUCCCUGCAGACGCUGGAGGGUAUUGAAGAAAGAAGGGAACAUGGAAGGAGAUGUAGGCAUAAAGAAGGGAAGGAGGGGAGGAGUGUGUCACCGCAUUAUAGCGAGGGAGGAGUGGGGGAUGAGGGGGGUGAGGUAGAGGGGGAGGGGAGGAGGCCAAGGCGUCAUCGGCAUGGAGAGAGGAGCCGACAGCAUCGAGUUAGAAAAGACCACCACUGCAGUGGCCCCAACCUCUCCACCGCUCGGCCCAUCCUCAGACAGGACAGUCAGUACAGGGAAGACCUAGACAACCUCCUCAACAACAGCAAACUACACGACCACACCCUCCACCCGCUGCCCCCAGACCACCCUGACCUUGUGAAUAACCUCCUGAACCGCAGUGUGACAGCAGACACACACCACCAUAGUAUGGACAGUCUAAUUCUGACCAGUAUGGCCAAGCCGGCUCAUACAGUCGUGGAUAUGAUGCCUCCUGUCUAUCCAUAUCCCUCCACCAAUGCCAUCCUGCAAGUGAACAAGAAUGCUAACACAGACCAGAAAAAGAAGGAUGAGGAGAAGAAGGAGGAAGAGGAGGAUGAAGGGGGCGAUGAAGAUGGUCCCAAACCAAUGCCCCCGUUCAGCUCCUGUUUCAUACUGUCCACCACCAACCCGUUCCGUAGGUGCUGCCACUACAUCCUGACCAGGAAGUACUUUGAGUUCAGUAUCCUGUCUGUGAUCGCAAUGAGCAGCAUCGCCCUGGCUGCAGAGGACCCUGUCUGGCCUGAGUCACCAAGCAACCAAGUGCUGAAAUACUUUGACUAUGUCUUCACGGGUGUCUUCACGUUUGAGAUGUUGAUCAAGAUGGUGGUACUAGGCCUGUUCUUACAUCAGGGUUCAUACUUCAGGGACCUGUGGAACAUCCUGGACUUUAUAGUGGUUAGUGGUGCUCUGGUGGCCUUCGCCUUCACGUAAGUGUCCCCCCCCCUCAGCUCUGU